Messenger RNA from Maniola jurtina (meadow brown), 1257 nucleotides. RefSeq lists its product as uncharacterized. The coding region runs from base 349 to 1056 and encodes 235 amino acids. The record is from RefSeq and is a predicted model, not a curated record. Lineage: Eukaryota; Metazoa; Arthropoda; Insecta; Lepidoptera; Nymphalidae. The transcript has 2 exons.
AUGUCAUCGGAAAAUAACAAGAACCGCUAGUUUAAAAAUUUCCUAGGAAAUUUAUAAACCUUCGUAGGAUUCUAAACGAGAGAUAAAUUGUAUUAAUUUACGCUCACAUUUUCUCAAAUUGAUAAACUUACGGAAAUCACGCGUAAAAUAAAAAGUAAGCAAUAACCAAACGCCAUGUGCGCUCUGAUUGGUUGAAUAAGUCACGUGCUCCUUCUCCACCGCCAUUGUUCGCCACGGAACAUAAACAAACCGGCUGCUCGUGUGUUUUUAUAAAGUUUUUAAUGUUGUAACAGUGUUGGAACUGUGAAAAUAGUUUUAUUUUAGUAGGGUUACUAAACCAGACCCAUAAUGAGUGACCUAGAAGCUGCGGACAGCCAAAAUGGUGAAGAUAGUACGGUAAAUGCUAGAAAAAUUGUUGACGAAGUGAAAUUUACCACAGAGCUACGAAAGUUUUAUAGUGGCUAUAACCAAAAUAGUAAGAAGUCGGAAUGGACAGAGGAAAAAAUUAAAAAUGUAAUUAAAAUGAUAGAAAAUUUUAAUAAAGCUAAAGUUUUGGGACGUCGGCCCACAGACAAAGAAUACUAUCACGCCAAAAAGUAUGAUAUUGUGACUUUUAAGAAAAGAGCAGCAGAAAAAAUGACAGCACAUUCAUCAAAAAAAUUUAGAAAUAUUGAUGUUGGUUCUACUGUGUUAGUCGAAGUUCCAAAAGUAGAUAGAGGGCCUUUAGAUAGCAAGAAUGUGGUCGGCAAAGUCAUAGAGAAAAAGAAUGAACUAUACAAAGUUGGCACUUCUUUUGGAGUCAUUAAUGACUGGUUGCCUCGAAACGCUGUCCUUCCAACCCCAGGAGAAAUUUUGACUAAUGAUCUUUCAGAGACCAAGUUACCAUUAAGAAAAGUAUCUGCGAUGUCUUCCGCAUUUGGUGGGCAAGGAAUGAAGCAAUGCAACUGCAAAAAAUAUUCUAAGGGACAAUGUUUAUCGAAUAAGUGCAAUUGUAAAAAAGCUAAUAUUUUGUGUAAUUCGAGGUGCCAUAAAUCUUUGACGUGUUGCAAUAAGUAGAUAAUCGGGAACUCAAUUCCGUUGCGAUAUAAACUUUUAAGUUUCAAUUUCCUUAUUUUUUUAUUGUUUUGUUAAUUUGUUACAUGUUUUAAGCAUAUCCAUACUAAUAUUAUAAAUGCGAAAGUGUGUCUGUUUGUCUGUCUGUCUGUCUGCUACGUUUUCACGGCUCAACCGCUGAACUGAUUUUAAUGAAAUCUAUGU